Amyelois transitella is the source of this 3348-nucleotide messenger RNA. Its product is annotated as sodium-independent sulfate anion transporter. Gene Ontology annotation, biological process: transmembrane transport. The coding region runs from base 222 to 2015 and encodes 597 amino acids. Gene Ontology annotation, molecular function: sulfate transmembrane transporter activity. Lineage: Eukaryota; Metazoa; Arthropoda; Insecta; Lepidoptera; Pyralidae. The record is from RefSeq and is a predicted model, not a curated record. The transcript is spliced from 14 exons. Gene Ontology annotation, cellular component: membrane.
UUUGCCCGCGGACUUGAACGCAACACAUUCGUGUCAAAAAAAUAAAUAUUAAACUCGGGCAACAACUUGUAGUAAAUUACGAAUUAAUUGAAGAAUCCAUUGACAAAAUAGCAAGUGAUUUGUGACUUUAUUGUAUUGACAUAAAAGCGGAUUUACAUUGAAUUGUUGAAUGUUACGUUUGGUACCAGUGUUUCUUUAUCUAGUUGCGCAUUGAAGUGAAAAUGAGUGGUACAAUAGUUUGUAAUACUGAUAUUUCAGGACAUCAACCACAGCGCAACCGUUUCCGGCGAACCGCGAGCAGGCUCUGCAGUGUCGACUCUUGGAAGAGACGUGUGCCCAUAACAAUAUGGCUGCCGAAGUACUCCUGGGAGUACCUACUCAGGGACAUGAUUGCUGGAAUAACAGUUGGUCUGACGUCAAUACCCCAAGGUAUAGCAUAUGCAAUCGUCGCCGGGGUCCCAGCCCAAGUAGGUCUCUACUCCAGCAUCUUCCCUGGUCUAGUCUACAUGGUGUUCGGUAGCUGUAAAGAUGUGACAGUGGGCCCCACCGCCAUUUUGGCGGCGCUGUUGUCCAAAUACGUCGCCAAGUCGGUAGAUUUCGCGUAUUUAGCCGCCUUCCUGUCGGGCUGCCUCAUUUUGUUGCUUGGAGUGCUACAGUUGGGGUUCCUGCUAGAUUUUAUAUCGAAACCGGUUAUAAGCGGAUUCACGACGGCUGCAGCUUUGCAGAUCGGGGCCGCGCAGCUUAAAACACUGUUCAGGAUUUCAGGGUCAUCAGGCGACACGUUUAUAUCAGCGUUGGUCAACUUCUUCAAACACAUAGCUACAAUUACACUGUGGGACACGCUGCUCGGCUUGCUGUCUAUCGUUACAUUGUUGCUACUCAAAAAAUCCAAAAUCACAGUUACCGAUUCGUCGCCAAGAUGGCGGGUGGUGACUUCACGAGUGUUCGUCUAUCUGGUGCGGGCCAGAAAUGCGAUUGUUGUCUUCAUAGCGGCUAUAGUGGCUUUUAUUUUGAAGGUUAAUGGAUUAACUCCCUUUGCACUUACUGGUAAAAUCGAAGGCGGUUUGCCACGCUUCGGGCCCCCACCUUUCAGCACUGUAGUUGGCAACACCACGAUUAAUUUCGAAGAAAUGCUGUCAGUUUUCGGAGUUGAGGGGUUGGUGAUGCCGUUGGUCGCCAUUUUGGAGAGCAUAGCUAUAGCCAAGGCUUUUGCCGGCAGCAAAACGGUGGACAAUACACAAGAAAUGAUAGCGAUCGGUGCUUGCAACAUGCUGUCGUCAUUCUGCCAGAGCAUGCCGGCCACGGGCUCCUUUACCAGAACCGCUCUGAACCACGCCAGUGGGGUUUUAACGCCAGCUGGAUCGUUUUUCAAAGCAAUGCUAGUCUUGCUGGCUGUAACCCAGCUAUCCAGUGCCUUCUACUUCAUCCCCCGGGCUGCCCUGGCGGCCAUCAUCAUGGUGGCGAUGAUGUCCAUCAUCGAGCUAACCAUAGUCAAGACUCUGUGGAGAAACUCCAAAAUGGAGCUGACCGUCUACCUGAUCACACUGUGUGUUGGGGCUCUAGUGGGCUUGGAGUACGGCAUCCUGGCUGGGGCCGCAGCAGAUGCUCUACGAACUUUACACUCUGCAGCCAGGCCUAGGAUACACGUCACGCAGUUCAAGGUCGGGAACCAAGACUGUAUAACUCUCACACCACUGGGCGUGCUAUCAUACGCCUGCGCAGAGUACAUUACUCAAGCGAUGAAGAAACACGCCUAUCUUCAUACGCAACUAGUCGUGUUGGACGGAAGACAUCUCCAUUCCAUUGAUAUAGGAGUGGCAGAGAAUCUAUUAACUGUGAUAUUAGACUUAGAGCAGCAACAACACAGGUUUCUUCUGUGGAAUUUCUCAGAACGACAUCAGAAACUAUUCCAGGAAUUGAAUCCAGACUUUCACGAUCGUUUUGUGAACGGGCCUAGUAUAGACCAACAUGUUUUAGGUCUCGACUUAAUCAGAAGAGGAAAUAAUUUGAAUUAGUGCCAUUCUAAGUAUUCAGUGAUUCAUGUUUGAUACGUACACUAUGUUUAUUUUGUAUUUUAUUACAAAAUAAGUACUUGGUCUAAAAGUUUACAAGUUACCAUUACACUUACUCAUAUUAUCAAGAGAAAAUGACACGAAAUCGUGCGUAACUUGAUAAGAAAUUAAGAAAAAACCUUUUUUGUAGAUUUAAUUUCUAUAUUAAUCCAAGUUGUACAAUUCGGCUUCAUACCGCGUCAUAGAGUAAUGUGCUGGGUAACUUGAUAUGCGGUUGACUGUACUUUUUCAUAGUCACACGUAUAUUUCUUACUACUUAUGCAGUAAGUUGGUUCAAGUUAUUUGGAAGCGAGCCUUCCAAUAGUGAGUUCUUGCAUUCCAAUAGUUAGUUCAAUUGAAUAAAAGAAAUAGUCAAUAGUUUAAGGAUCACCUAAUAAUAAAAUUAUAUUUUUAGAUAUAAAUAGUAUAUUGCUAUAUUUUCGGGAUAUAAAUUUAAAAAUUAUUAUUUGGUAUAAUUAAAAAUUAUUUUUAUUUGUACUUAUUUUUAAAUGAACAUUGUAUAAAUAGGUACCCAUGUCCGACGGUUUUCGAACGACCAAUAUAAUGUGACAUUUUUUAAAUUUAAUUUUGUUGAUUUUUAAAUUACUUAUCUCAUUUUUUUAAGAUUAUCUUAAUACUAUGUUAAGGUCAUCUUAAUUAGUUAAAUUUUCGUUAUGGAACUAAAAAUAAAAAGAAAAAAUUUUUUCUGUGACUAAUUAUUGCAAGAUUUUUUGUUUGAGUUUGUAAUUAAAUGUUUGCGAAAUGAAGUCAAAUUGAUUAAGUGAAAAUAAAAUUAAGUACUUAAUUACCAUAAUUCUAUUUUUAAAAAGUCUUAAAAUAUGAAUCCAUAUGUUUCCGCUUAACCGUUCUAGAAUUUGAAAAUGCAUUCAUUUGAAAGGUAAGAAUGAUAGUUUUAGGCCACUUAAACAUUUUUUUCAAACUAGGCAAGAGCUAGUUGUGAAUAAAUUAUAUUCAUUAUAAUUAAAUAUAAUUAUUAGUAACGAAUAAUAUAUAUUCAUUAAUAAGUUUUGCCCGCGGUUUCAGGACAACACUUUUUACUUGAUUAAUAGUACUCCAUGUCGAUUUUAGUACUCUUAAUUAUGCGUUAAGAUUUAUUCACAGCAAAUAUUUUUUUAAAGUUAAUUGUUAUAAUGAUUCCAAGAAUUUUUUAUUACUAUUAAGUAUAUCUACAUUGUGAUAUAUAAAUAUAGGGAUAACAUGAUCAAAUCAGCGUUAAUACCAAAAUAUCAUUGUUUUGUACUUACGUUGAAAUUCUAUUAAAAUUAUUUGAAAGUUA